Messenger RNA from Cinara cedri, 3736 nucleotides. Lineage: Eukaryota; Metazoa; Arthropoda; Insecta; Hemiptera; Aphididae. The record is from the annotation of a GenBank genome assembly.
AUGGCGAGAAUGGCAAAAUCACAAAAUUCUCUUCCGGCUCCAUUAGUAAAAUUAUUCAGGUAAUAUAAUUUAAAUUACAUUUAUUACAUUAAUUUUAUUGCAAAUAGUAUACUAAAUAAUAUUUUUAUCACAAAAAUAUCCGUAUUUAUCAUAACUAUAAUAUCUAUAUACUAAAAUGUAUUGAGUGCAAUUUAAUUAACUUGUACCUUAAAUUUUUAUAAGAAUAUUAUAUUUACUUAGAUAUCUUUAGAGAAGAUAAAAACUUUUAAUUUUUGUUCCUAGUAUACUACCGUCUUACAGAGCUCGUAAGUCAUAGGAGUUGCAUAUUUUUCUGUAUGCACUGGAUUUAUAGCAGACCAAACUAAAAAAUCAUUUUUUUUUUCUAUACAAUAGAGAGUUUAAAAUCGAACAAUUAAAAUGUACAAUUCGCAUAUUUCGUUAAUCUUAAAGAAAAAGUGUUAUUUCAUAGAUUUUCGCAUAUUAUGCAUAUUUAAUAUUUGCUUAAAUAAUUGAUUUUUUUCUUUCUUAACCAAUGUAUUUUAAAUAAUAUUGAAUUUUUAACUAAUAUUAUUUAUCGUCGUUAUUUAUUUUUAUUUCUUAUCAUAUCAAUCAUUAAUUUAAUGACAAUGGUACAAUUUGCAUUAAUUAAUCCUUAUCUUUUUCAAUAAUUAUGUUUUUGAAUAAUAAACUUUGAAUAAUUUAUUCCAUAUAAAACAUUUUUUCAUGCAUAUUUUGGCUUUUUUAACAUCUAUAACUACCGAGCUCUACUGACUUGUAUAUUCCAGUUCAACUUCAGGUAACAGUUUUUUAAUAUCAUAUUGUACUUCUUCUAUAUUAUUAUAAAAACCUUCUUUAAUUUAACUUUUAUGGUGUUACUAUUUUUAAAGCUAUGUUGAUGAACAUGAAAAAAAAUUUGUGGACACAUUAUCACAAGCGGUUUCAAUCAAAUCUGUAUCUGCAGAUCCUGAUUUAAGAAAUGAAGUUAUCAGGAUGGUACAAUGGGCUGAAGUGAAAUUACAAGCUCUUGGAGCGACAACUGAACUUUGCGAUAUUGGUACACAGGUAACUAUAAUCCCUAUUUUAUUUGAUUAGAUUAGGUUAAUUUUUUUUAUAGAAUAAAAAAACAAGUUUAAUGAUUUUAGGUAUUAAGUGGGAAAAUUGUACCUCUGCCUCCAGUUCUACUUGGUACAUUAGGUAAUGAUCCCAAAAUGAAUACUAUUUGUUUGUAUGGUCAUUUAGACGUACAACCAGCAGAUAUUUCUGACGGAUGGGAUAGUGAACCGUUUGUUUUAACUGAAAAAAACAAUAAAUUGUAUGGAAGGGGUUCCACAGAUGACAAAGGUCCAGUUCUCGGAUGGCUUCAUGCUAUCGAAGCAUUUCAAAAUACAGGAAUUGACUUGCCAGUUAAUUUAAAGGUUUAAAAUAAACAAACAAAUUAUAAUUAUUAUGUGUUUGAUAUUUUUAAUCCAUAAACACAUUAUUGUGUUGUUAAGUUUGUUUUUGAAGGAAUGGAAGAAUCUGGUAGUAUAGGCUUAGAUGAGUUGCUCAUUAAGAGAAAAGAAUCAUUUUUCAAUGAUGUAGACUAUGUUUGUAUAUCUGAUAGUUAUUGGUUGGGUACAGAAAAACCUUGUUUAACCUAUGGACUUCGCGGUAUGUGCUGUUUUGGUAUACAAAUUGAAGGUUCGAGUAAAGAUUUACACAGUGGCAUGUAUGGUGGGACUGUGUUAGUAAAAAGAUUAUAUUUAAUAUCUAUAUUAGUACAAAUUAAAUAUAUAUUAUUAUCUUUUAUUUAUAUUGCUAAUAAUUAUGUGUUUAGAUAUGAAGCCAUGUCUGAUUUAAUAUAUGUUCUCAAUCAAUUAGUUGAUGUAAAAGGUAACAUUUUAAUUCCUAAGAUUAGUGAUUCAGUAGAACCCUUAAGUGAAAAAGAAAGGGAACUGUAUGAUAAAAUACAAUUUGAUGUAGAUACAUAUAUUAAUGAAAUUGGUGCAUCAAAAUCAACUCACGAAACAAAAGUGUGUAUUUUAAAUUUAUGUUAUAAAUAAUAAUGAAGGUUUCUAAUUAUUAAAAAAAUUAAUUUAUAUUGUAGGAAAAAUUAUUAAUGAGUAAUUGGAGGUAUCCAAGUCUAUCAAUCCAUGGAAUUGAGGGAGCAUUUUCAGGUCCAGGGUUUAAAACUGUUAUACCACGUAAAGUAAUUGGAAAAUUUUCAAUUCGAUUGGUGCCAAACCAAAAUCCAUUGAUCAUUAAUGAAAUAGUUAAAGAUUAUAUUGAGAGUGUUUGGAAAAAGCGUCAAAGUCCUAACAAAUUAGAGGUAAGAAUUUUCUUAAAAAUAUUUGGACCAAAAAUAUCAAAAUAUUUAUAUAUGGUCAAUUUUCAAAAUUAUUAGUGUUUAAUAUGGUGAUUAUAAUUAAUUUAGUAGUGUUAGUUUUUUACAAUUUAAUUUCACAUUUGUAUUGAUUUAAUUUUAACUGUAGAUCAUUCAAGAAGGAGAGGGUGGUAAUCCGUGGAUGACAGAUCCAUUUAAUUCUCACUAUUUAGCAGCUCAUAAAGCUACGGAAAGUGUAUAUAAUAUUGAACCCGAUUAUACAAGAGGUGGUGGAUCAAUCCCUGUCACAUUGACUUUACAGGUAUUUUGUUAAUUAUUUAUUUUAUUGUGUAUUAGUUUGUAUAGGUAUUCAAAUUGUACAUAAUAUAGCAAAAAUAAAUAUAAAAUACAUAAUAUUACAUUUUUAAAGGAAGUAACUGGUAAAAAUGUUUUACUAUUACCUAUGGGUUCUGGCGAUGAUGGAGCUCAUUCUCAAAACGAAAAAAUUGAAUUGCGAAACUACAUUGAAGGGGUAAAUAUUAUUAUUACCAUUUAUAAUAUACAUUUUUGUAUUAAGAAAUCAGUUCGAGUAAACCAUAGUAACUCGAUUAAGGGGGCCAAAAAAAAAAAAAAACCAAAAUUUUGCUUAUUAUAUUUAAAAAUAUACUAUAGUUACUUAAUCAAUAAAAUAUGAAAAAUAACUGGAAUAAACACCAUAAUAAAAAAAAAUUAAACUACUGCCAAUGGAUGGGGCCAUGGUCCCGGUGUCCUCUCUGGCUGCACCACUGAAAUCAAUCGAUUGUUAAAUAUAUAAUUAUCUGUACUGGUUGUAUCUACCACGAUAUUAGAUUAUUAUUUCUGACAAGAUAAUGUUAUACUAUUGUUGUCGGAACCAAAAUACAAUUUGUACAAUACUAGUGAUCAAAUUUUGUUAAAACAAAAAGUGAAAAAAAAAAUAAAAUAGAAAUGUAGCAAAAGUUGGCGCUAACAUUGAGUUUUAAGUACUCAUUUAAAUACAGUUUUCCCUUGAAAUGUUUGUUGACUGGUACUUUCAGUCACUACUGAAUAAUUUUAUCCGCCAAUAAUCACUAGAGAUGGUUUAUGUACAAGAUUAAUGUUAGUUCUGACAAUAACCACUCAUGUAUACAAUAUCAAAUGGCAGGAGUGGUAUAUAAUACAUAAUAGUAUCUACUGUAACAAUCAAUUUUUUUUUUCAAUUAGAUCAAAUAAAAUAGUCUCAGUAGUUGAUAAGUAACUAAUGGUAACUAAUGUUAAGACAAGAUUUGAAUUACUACAACAUUUAAUAUUCGUAUAGUAUAUUGUUUUAAACAUUUUAUAGUAUAUCAAUAUAAUUAUUAAAAUAUUUUGUUUCAGACUAAAUUAAUGGCUGCUUACCUUUAUGAAGUAUCCAAAAUUAAAAAUCCUACCAAAUAA